AUGCUUCACCUGCCAAAUACGGCAGGCAAAGCCGGGCGAUGAAACCAUGCAUAACAGCACCUGGCACAUCAACCGGCUCUGCAUUUGCCCAACAAGCAGACCCACACAUCCGGCACUUGAUCAUGGCGCAUCACAGUCAUAACCUACUGAACUUCUUGAACGAGGAUCGAACUCGGCAGAGGUUCUGCGACGUGUCCGUGUCCGUGGGUGGGAAGCUGUACGGCGCCCAUAAAGUGGUAUUGGCCCACGGGAGCAGUUACUUCCACGCCGAGCUGUGCAAGAACCCCGCCAUGACCCACGUGACUCUGGAUCACGUGGAGGACUCCGUUUUCCAGCAUCUGCUUGCCUUGCUGUACACGUCGGAGUGCGUGAUUGCCGAGACAGAGCUCCAGGCUGUCACUGAAGCGGCCCGCUUCCUGGACAUGAUGGAUGUGUUAAAGCUGGUGUGUGAGGAAGGGCCUAACAACAACACCGUCAGUGGGGAUGAGACAAAAUCACUAAUAGCCACCCAAGCAUCGUUUGAUCAGCAGAUAUGCAAUGAAAACUCACCACAGGACCAGAGUCUGAAUGACGGUCAGGCACAAACUCCAAGUAAAAGCCAGAGGUGUGGCGAUACGGCGGCCACCAUGCGGAGAUCUGCUCGAAGGAGGAAACCUCCGGCCAAGUAUCAGAAAGACGAUAUGGAGUGCUUGAACAACGCCGAGGAAACACGAGUGACUCCGUCACCGAGGGAGCAGGUCGAAGAAAGAUGGAACGAGGAAGAAGCCGCAGAAUCCAAACUGGUGGUGGAUGAAACAAGAUCAUCACACGUGGAAGAUUUUUUGGGUGAGGAGGAUGAAGAAGGCAAGAUUGAGGAGGGCGGCAAGGCACCAGCCCCAGGUCCCGUAUAUCCCGAAGGUCUGGCUCCUGUCAUCAUCCACAUCGCCAGCAAGAAGAUUCUCAAGUGCCCCAAAUGUGACAAGACCUUUGAUCGAGCAGGGAAGUACGAGAGUCACACCAGAGUGCACACCAAAGAGAAACCCUUCCAGUGUGACGUCUGCCUGCAGCGCUACUCCACCAAGUCCAACUUGACAGUUCACAAGAAGAAGCACGCCAGCGACGCGCCCUUCCAGAUGAAAGAGCACAAGUGUCCCUUCUGUAACAAACUCCACGCUAGCACAAAAACCCUGGCCAAGCACGUCCGGAGGUUCCACCCAGAACACCUCCAAGAGUUUCUCAGUAAGAGGAAGAAGAAGAGUGAAGGCUGGAAAUGUCCUAUUUGUCUGAAGUCUUUUACCCGCAGGACUCACUUGCAGGAGCAUAUGAUACUGCACACCCAAGAGCGGCCGUUCAAAUGCGCUUUUUGCGACGAAUACUUCAGGUCCAGGUUUGCCAGGCUUAAGCACCAAGAAAAGUACCACCUGGGACCUUUUCCUUGUGACAUCUGUGGCCGAAAUUUUAACGACACCGGCAACAGGAGGCGCCACAUUGAAUGCACCCACGGAGGGAAAAGAAAGUGGAUGUGCUUUGUGUGUGGGAAAUCAGUCAGGGAAAGAACAACGCUGCGGGAGCACAUGCGGAUCCACAGCGGCGAGAAGCCUCAUAUCUGUGCUCUCUGUGGCCAAGGUUUCCGCCACAAGAGUUCAUACAGGCUCCACUUGCGAAUGCACCGCAAUGACAAGCGCUACGAGUGUGACGAAUGUGGGAAGACCUUUAUACGCCACGAUCACCUAACCAAACAUCAGAAAACGCACUCUGAGGAAAAAGCACAUCAGUGUGAAGAAUGCGGCAAGUGUUUCCGGCGCCAGGAUCACCUGGCAGUCCACUACCGAAGUGUUCAUUUGGGAGAGAAAGUGUGGCAGAAGUAUAAACCGGCCACGCAUCAAUGUGACGUUUGCAAGAAAGAAUUCAAGGGAAAGUCCAGUCUGGAAAUGCACUUCAGGACGCACUCAGGUGAGAAACCCUUCACUUGUCCAGAGUGCCACCAGACGUUUCGGAUCAAGAAGACCUUGACGAAGCACAUGGUGAUCCACUCGGACGUCCGUCCUUUCAACUGCCAACAGUGCAACGCCGCCUUCAAGAGAAAAGACAAGCUCAAGUAUCACGUGGACCACGUCCACAGCAGCCGCUACCUCGAGCAGCCGCUCGGGGGAACCCCGGCCCAGGACAAGAUGGGCCCCGAUCCUUUUAGUACCCAACCCAAGUCGACACCUAUGGACAUCCGCGCGCCCGGCGCUUUAGACCCUGUCCAGAUGGCGGUUAGACCCGGGCAGGGCCAAUUGGACGCUCAUCCGGGCAUGCGAGCUGAAGAACCGCAGCCGAAUUCAGGUUACCAGAACUCCGAGCUGGCCUUUUUAGAGAAAUACGCCCUGGCGCCUCAGUCGGCCGACAUUGUUCCCCCCGUGAGGUCCGAUCAGAUGCUCGACACCCGAGAGCAGGCUUACCUGGGAACACUACUUGGUUUGGAUUCCACGUCCUCUGUGGAGAACAUCUCAAACGCGAACCAAAGUCACCGCUGAGACCUUCAGGGACAGUGUUGCUAAAGUAAAGCGAAACAGAGUCACUCGAUGUACAGCAACUACUAAUGACAGUGGUACCUUGGGCUAAGAGCGUUUAUUCUACUCAUUGCAAUUACGAGUGACCUGCAGACAUGCUUGAGUGAAGUGAGGGGGGGAAAAAAAGGCAGCGCAUCAGUUGCGAGUGCACUAAAAAUGCCGAGGUCAUCGAGGGACAGCUCACUGGCCCUGUGAGGACACAUUUGAAAUCUGAUUGGUUCACAAAACAGUCCCACAAAACAUACGGUGGUACCUUCACCUAUGACUUUGAUUAUUUUGUAUUAUAUUCCGCUGUUUAGUGCUCCUUUUCUUAACGAUGUAUUGUAUUGUAUAAUGUAACCCUUUAAGCGCCAACGUAGCAAAAUUGAACCAAGUGACCAACUUAACAGGAUGCGUUCAUCUCAAACAUUUUCAAGCUACAACCUUUUGAACUAGUUUCGUCAAAUCAGAAUAUUUUAUUUUAAAAAACUCUGGAGUUCCUCUUCAAAAUCUGCAACAGUGGUGACGCUUUCGAAUACGUUGUUUUGAAUGAAUAAAUAAGUUGUGAAUCCUCUGAUGUAUGUUGAGCAUUCUCAGUCAC
Hippocampus comes (tiger tail seahorse) is the source of this 3114-nucleotide messenger RNA. RefSeq names its product zinc finger and BTB domain containing 41 (gene zbtb41). NCBI's taxonomy places the organism in Eukaryota, Metazoa, Chordata, Actinopteri, Syngnathiformes, Syngnathidae. Gene Ontology annotation, molecular function: protein binding. The transcript has 10 exons. The coding region runs from base 39 to 2498 and encodes 819 amino acids. The record is from RefSeq and is a predicted model, not a curated record. Gene Ontology annotation, cellular component: nucleus. Gene Ontology annotation, biological process: regulation of gene expression.